This is a messenger RNA of Danio aesculapii, 2773 nucleotides long. RefSeq names its product scavenger receptor class A, member 3 (gene scara3). The record is from RefSeq and is a predicted model, not a curated record. Bases 255 to 2015 code for a protein of 586 amino acids. Lineage: Eukaryota; Metazoa; Chordata; Actinopteri; Cypriniformes; Danionidae. The transcript has 7 exons.
UCCCUCUCCCCAGCAUGUUUCCCAAAGCUGCACAUGGUUACUGUCCAAGGUAUUACUUUCCUAUGGGUCUCUAGCAAAGAGGCAGCAUGUUGUAGAGUGGUGUUGCAUGCUGUGCCCACAAGGGUUCUCAACAUCGGAUUGGUCUGCGGAUCUACUGAUAUAUUUGGUGUAAACAAAUCAGUAUGCUUCUUGAUUGAUGCUCUGGAUCUUGACUUUGAUUUUCAUCCCAAGUCUGAACAGAUAACAGAAUCAACAUGAAAGAUAGUUAUUGUGGCUACGAAAACCAGCUUUUUAAUGAGGAGGACUUAACUGGAGAAGAAGAGGAAAUUCCUCCCUUGAGAGGAAGAGCAAGAGGAGGAUGUAUGAAAUGUCAGCAGACACAUUCUCUUCAACUAGCUGUCAAAAUGCUCUAUGGCUUUUUAGCUUUGCUCAUCAUUGCAGUGGCUGUCUUGGCAUCCCUUGUUUUCAGGAGAGUUGACAGCUUGUAUGAAGAUGAAUCAUUUUACCACAAACAGAUUUCCAAAGUAGAGGAGAGUGUUAAAGAUAUCCGAACCGCAAGCAACUAUUCCAACUGCUUAGAUGUGGCACAGUUUCAAGAGGAGAUUGCCAGAUUGAAGAAAGAGUUUGAAGAAAUCCAGAAGACUGUACUCAGUCAAGAGCAACAGAUGGGUGAGGCGACCCAAUCCCAGCAAAGUCUCACACAGUCCAGCAAAAGAAUGGCAAGAGACCUCCAAGCCUUAGGAAUGAUCAUCAAGAGUGUGAACCAGUCUCUGAGCCAGUACCUAAAUCAAGUAUCUGGCUGGCAGGUUGUAAUUAAUGAAACCGAUCAUGGGAUGAAAACCCUUGUUGAGGAUCAACAUGAUUUGAAGGCCACAAUGCAACAAGUCAACACAACUGUCGCCCUUAGUGGAUUGUGGAUAGGUGCUCUUCAGAGAAAAGCAGAAGAGGAGACCUUGGUGCUCCAAAAAAUAACAGCAGACUGGCAGAAUUACAGCAGAGCUUUAAGCACCCUGAAGACUAAUACAAGCAUAACCAUGCAGAAUCUGAGGGUUGUUCAAAGUAGUGUCUCUGCCACUAAUCAACGUAUCAGUUUGAGUUCAGAGAUGGUGCAUGACCUCACUCUGCACGUCAUGAACCUUCAGAUGCAACUAGACAAUGUUUCGUCUUACAUUGACGAACACGAGGAGAACAUGCAUGACCACCAGUACCAUGCCAAGUACUAUGAGAACCGUACUGGGGAGCGAUUUGUCACUUUGGAUGCAAGAAUGAACUCCAUUGAAAUGGAGAUUGACACAAUCUCUUCCAGCAUUAAUGCAACAGUCAACCAUGUUCAAAGCAUGUACAAAUACAUCAACAUCGAGAGCUCCUCUUGCCAAUCCAGACUGGGCAGUCACACAGAGGAUUUACAGAACCUAAACAACACAGUCUUGCUUCUCCUUCACCUAGCUGACACUCUAAGAUUGCAGCACAUGAUGCUGAAUGAACGUCUCGAAAAUGAUGUAAGGAGUCUCUUUGAGGUGACGGAGGAGAUGAAGCUGGUAGACACCAGUCAUGCAGAACUGAUCCAAAACUUCACAAUUCUUAAAGGUUUACCUGGUCCACCAGGUCCAAAGGGAAACAGGGGAGAACCGGGAGCCAAAGGAUUCGGUGGUUUAAUUGGACUGAAAGGAGACAGGGGAAUUGCUGGGAAUCGUGGAUCUCAAGGACUCAAGGGCUCUAUGGGAAUUAAGGGCGAUCAAGGCUUGCUAGGAGUUUCUGGGAUGAAAGGUGGACCAGGACUUAAAGGAGAAAAGGGGUCUUUAGGGCAACCAGGACCUCGUGGUGAAAAGGGACAAAAGGGGGAUAUGGGGGUCUCUGGAAAAGAUGGAAUUCCGGGCCCAAAAGGACCAACAGGAAUCCGGGGUCAAGCUGGACUUCCAGGAGUACAUGGACCUUCAGGACCGGUAGGAAUAGCAGGUCCUGUGGGACCUCCAGGGCCGGCUGGACCACCUGGGCCACCAGGGGAGGCUGUUUAGAGGUCAUAAACUUAAAAGUACCCCAAAUGUUAAUACAUCCUUUCUGGAUAGAGUGAUGUCUUCUCUAGCAGUAGACAGUGGUAGAUGCUGACUUGGAAAUCUCCCUCUAAAGAAGAAGACGAUUGUGGGAACUCUGGUAUCUCAGAAGCCCACAUGUGCAAUCCCCAAACAUGGAACUUGCUCUGAAAAACAAUAUACUUUGUAUAUAACUUUGGAUUGACCUCAAUCAUGAUUCUUUUACCGAGCCACAUCACAACAGUCUUGUUUUAUUGAUGGUUGCAGAGCCAGGCUGCUUUGGAACUUUUUUUGCACUAGGUACCUUACAUUAGUCUUAAUCAUUAGCCAUAAUCAGCAUAUAAAGACAGAUGAACAAUGAGGCACAAGAGACUGUCCAUUAUUGUUCUUCAUAGUGUAUUUAGUAGUGCAAAACAUUUUCCAGUUUAUACGGACAUCAUCAUUUUUUUUAGAGGUUAUAUUUACAUCAUAAUCCCCUGGCAUUCAGAGCAGGUACUCUGGAAUAUGAUUUUUAUUAUGAGCUAAAGUAAAACAAAUUGUUUCCACUCAUCAGAGGCGAUCACUGUGUGACUAGUACUAGUGAACAUAAUUUUACAGUUGACAUUACAUAAUCCAAAGAAAUGAGCACUGUGAACUGUCUGCACAGACAAAUUUAUGCGUUCAUUGACAAUGAGCAAUGCAACAUUGUUUUAUUGUUCAUAUAGGUGUGAUUUAUAAAUUUGUAAAUAUAGAGUUUAACAGAA